AAAUAAAAAGUGAACAGUUUUUUAAAAAGACUCGUCCCUGGGAAGGCUCGAACUUCCAACCUCUCGAUUAACAGUCGAACGCGCUAACCAAUUGCGCCACAGAGACUUGUUACUGGUUGAUUUCGUAACCCCCGCCAUAUUUAUUACUAUUGACUAUGCUCUCGCAAAUUGAUGGUUAAACCCCACCGAGAGAGUCCGUCGCGAUUACAACUUCAAUUCGAAAAGAACAGAGACCAGGUUCAGCCAACAUCCUCCACGGCGGGGACCCGAUAUAUCAGCUGGACCUUACCACAGACAUUCUGGAGCCAAACCAACGCUGGUGUCCAAUUCGACACAGUUAUGCGGCCGAGGAACAGCCCAAGGAUAGGAUGCUAACCUAGCUAUCCUAGAUCCAAGCUCCUUCGCGAUCUUGCCGCGACCCCACAGCAAAGUGCUACAAAGACGUCUUCCCAACCCAAAUCAAUGAGCCAAUAAACGACUCCACUUGCUUUGGGUGGGGAAUAAUAUCUCUCUAUGAUAUUGUGGCUGGCUGGUUCAUUUGGUGAGCUACAUAGCCAGAUACUUGUACAACCUGCUGAAACAUCAUCCCCAAAUACUCUUUGAGGCACUCUGGUUUAUUAAACAAUAAAAUUCAUGACUUGAGACCACCUGGCUCCUCGUCGGCACCUCAGCGAAUUUCGGUCUAAGUCAUGUUUGACUUGGGCUGCUUCUCUGCCUCUAUGGGAUCGUGGAUUGUUCGGAGAAUACAGAGUAAAGAUUCUUUGCUUGGCAGAGCGGGGAGUGAUGAGGGGUACUUGGAUGUCAUCUUAAUCCAUGUGGCGAAUUUGGUUUUGAGGAAUGCGGAAACGCCCCAAAACAAAGGAUCUAAUGACAAUGGGGGAGCUGAGGGCUGCUGGAGCUCGAUGGCCUCAGGAAUGGAGUGCGGCGGUGCAGUUUGCUUCGCUCUGCCACCUGUUUUUCCAGAUUGCAGAUUCUUUGUUAGCUUGAUCGAUAGCACCCUUUGGCCUCCUGAUUCAGUCCACGGGUAGAUAGCUUCUUAAAGGGGCGAUCCUAGCGGUUAGCUAGUUUGAUAUUGGUGCAGACCUCACUCACCCCAGCAUCGUUCCCGAGCUAUUUUCCACCCCGCCAUCAAUUUUUAACCAGCUGGUUCACCACACAACUAUAUAAGCAUUACUCCACCCCCAUAUUUUCUAGACUCUCAGUUAUUCUCAUUCUAGUUUCUACCUAAACCCCGCAAACCAAACAAGCAAACAAGCAGAUAGAUUGAACAAACAAUGGACUUCAUCAACAAAAUCGCUCGCUCCCAGGACCAGCAGAAAGAGAAAUCAUCCGCAACAGACCACAAGAAACAAGGGGCCGGAGGAUUCCUCUCCGGAUUUGGUGACAAGCUCAACAGCGCUGCUGGCGGCGGCAGGGAGAGCGAGAAGAAUGAAGAUAUGCUCGAUAAGAGCAUCGACUUCGUCCAGGAACGCUUCCUGGGCCAGGGCCCGCAGGACAACGAGAGCGCGUUAGAGCAGGCUAAGGAUGAGAAGAUUUCAGACUUCAUCCGUGACCAGUAUAAGAACAGGACUGGAAAGGAUUUCCCCAUCAAAGAUAAGAAGACGCGAUUCGGCUGAAAAGUGAUGGGAUUUCCUCCCCUGCAUCUAGGCGGUUAGGUGGUGUGGGAGGCAGGAAUACGCAUACAUCCUGGGGGGUUGUGGGGUGAAUAAGAUCUUUUUUUUUUUUUUUUUUUUUUUCAAUGUGAAAUGAUGAUGGGUAUGAAUGAGAUAUAUUCUAUGCAUGCAUGAUGUCUGAUAUAUAUGUAUCUAUAUAUGUAUCUGGGUGAACAGAACAUGAAAAUAGAAGAAAGAUAUCUAUAUAACGAACAUCUUCACCUCUCCCAUGACUAUGUAUUGAUGAGUGAGCUUGGUUUUUGUCAGGGAUCCUUGGAUGGAUAUUUAUUCCCGGAUAGUAAUACAUAGCUAUAUAUCAAGACGGACUAGGGCCGUAGGUGCUGCGCAAAUUAUGCUGAAACUACAGACCAUUUGCGGGCUGCACAGAAUCCACCUAUCCUAGGAAUUAGAGUGAGCCAGGUAUCAAGAGGAUUUCCAUAAUUAUUCAGUCUCUAGUGAUGAGGUUAAAAUAGCACACUGUCACUAGGAGCAUAAAACAAGUUCAGUUGUGUGACAGGAAAAUCCAGGCAAGCAAACAACAGAUCC
Messenger RNA from Blastomyces dermatitidis ER-3, 2198 nucleotides. RefSeq lists its product as uncharacterized. The record is from RefSeq and is a predicted model, not a curated record. The coding region runs from base 1275 to 1616 and encodes 113 amino acids. NCBI's taxonomy places the organism in Eukaryota, Fungi, Ascomycota, Eurotiomycetes, Onygenales, Ajellomycetaceae. The transcript has 3 exons.